GUAGAUACUCGUGGGUACACUCUUUCGUGAGUCCCAAAUAAACACUGCACCAUCGUCACAGUACCGCUGGCUGUCACCGCUGUCACCACCUGUACCAUUGGCGCCGAGAAGAAGAGGUCGACCUCAUCGUCCGACUCCCGGCUCCAUUCGCUCAACUGUGCGACACUUGCGCUUGAAGCCCUUUGUUUUCUCAUCUUGUCACUCACUCUUUCACUUGCUACUACGGUGCAAUCCCGUCGCUCAUUUCAGCUCGAUUUCCCUCAAUUCUCCCUCACCUACCCCUCACCGCUACCGACGAUGAGGCGGCGACGCCUUCAAUAGCCUGCAGAUAUGGGGAUUCGCAUCACCACGUGGAAUGUCAAUGGUAUACGAAACCCAUUUGGAUACCAACCAUGGAGAGACAAGAGGACGUUUGAGGGCAUGUUUGACAUUCUCGAGGCGGACAUGGUCAUCUUUCAAGAAACCAAAAUUCAGAGGAAAGAUCUCCGCGACGACAUGGUGUUGGUACCGGGCUGGGACAACUACUGGAGUCUGCCUAAGCACAAGAAAGGAUACUCUGGCGUGGUCAUUUACACGCGCAAUGCGACCUGCGCCCCCAUCAGAGCCGAAGAAGGCAUCACCGGCAUUCUGACCCCUCCGAAUUCCUCUACCAGUUUCCGAGACCUACCCGACGAGGAACAAAUUGGAGGAUAUCCAAACGCUGAGCAGUUGUCCGAGGCAGACUAUGACCCGGCCACUCUCGACUCCGAGGGAAGAUGUGUCAUUCUCGAAUUUCCCGCCUUUGUCCUAAUCGGCACCUACUGUCCGGCCGAGCGCGACGAGACGCGAACUCACUAUCGCACGAGCUAUCUUCGUGUCCUCGACGCACGAAUACGAAACCUCGUGAAAAUGGGUAAGAGAGUGGUCUGGGCGGGCGAUCUCAACAUAUCCAGGGAGGAGAUUGACACUGCUGCAGCACAAGAGAGCAUGCGAAAGAACGGGAUUGACCCAGUCCAGUGGAUCUCCACCCCUGCACGGAAGAUGUUCAACCAGCUGCUCGUCGGUGGCAAAGUCCACGGUGAGAGGGAAGAGGGGAGAGAGACACCCAUCAUGUGGGAUAUCUGUCGGGCCUUCCACGAAGGUCGCAAAGGCAUGUACACCUGCUGGGAGACUAAAGUCAAUGCUCGACCAGGUAAUUAUGGAUCAAGGAUCGACUAUGUGGUGUGCAGCCAUGACAUGAAAGACUGGUUCAGUGAUGCGAACAUCCAGGAAGGGCUGAUGGGAUCUGAUCACUGCCCAGUCUACGCUGUGUUGAAGGAUACUGUGUUCGCUGAUGGUGUCGAGCGACACACGCUAGACAUAGUCAACCCGCCGGGCAUGUUCGUGAAUGGCGUGCGCAAACAGGAGUGGAGCAACAAAUGCUUGCUGCCCAUGUCGGGUAAGCUGAUACAAGAAUUUGACAAGCGGCAAAGCAUCCGGGACAUGUUCACCCGGAAGCCAUCGCUCCCCAAGGCGAAGAGCAGCAUCGGCGACACAGACACCAAUGGUGCAGCUGUGGAUGCAGCUGUGACGAUGGCGGCUGUCGCGGGUGCUGAUGCCCCGACUCCUUCUGAAGCGGACGAUUUUAGUGCCCUUACGAAAACAGCAUCGAAUGUCUCUACCAACAUCAAAGGCAUCAGCGGGAAGAGGUCAGGAAGGGCAACUGAAGCGCCGACAGCUGCGAAACGCAGCAAGACAGCACCUCAGGCGACCUCCAACGGCAUUGGUAAGGGCCAGCAGAGUCUUAGAGGUUUCUUUGCCUCCAAAUCAUCGACUGCUCCAGCUCCCAGAGUAGACGAACCUUUGAUUGAAGCGAAAAUCGAAAAAGCGCCCCAAGACCCGCCGAUACCUAAAGCCGCUCCGUCGCUCGAAGACGAAGCCGCCAGUUUCUCCGCCAGGCAAACAUGGGGUAAAUUGUUCUCAAAGCCCGUGGCACCGAAAUGCGAGCACGGCGAACCAUGCAAAACCAUGCAGACCAAGAAACCGGGCGCUAAUUGCGGAAGAUCUUUCUGGAUGUGCGCGCGACCACUGGGUCCCAGCGGAAAGCAGGAGAAAGGGACUCAAUGGAGGUGUAAUACCUUUAUCUGGGCUAGCGAUUGGGACGCACAUGCUGCUGAGCCGGGCUAAGUCAAGAAGCGAGUGUUAUUACUACACACCUCGCGCCGCUACGAUCUUUCACAAGUCCCAUCUCGGCAUUGACUCAAUUUUGGGCGAUUCCACAAGGCUUACCGUCCCCUUUCGGACCACAAAGAAAUCGUUCGAAGGAGAUUGAUCUAAACAAUGUGGUCCAUAGAGAGUAGAAGAUCUGGCAUCCACCGGCAUCGGCGGAGAGAAGCGAUUCAGCAACUUGGGCAAGACCUCUCGACUCGGUGUCGAGUGCAAGAGGGGGAAUAGUGCGGGCUUCCAGCAAGCGGAUUGCCACAUUCUGCCCAUCGCGGUUCCUCUAGCGCUGGGAGGGAUGAGAAUGAUAGAUUCGACGCAAACAGGGAUAUUGGGCUGGUAGCAGGUGGCGGGACUUCCUCUGAGUCGACAUGCUUUCGCGCCAUCGAAGAGGUGAAUGCCGAAGGGAGAUGGCGCAAGACAGUCAGCCUUUCAUGUUGUGACGAGGAGCAUAGUGACUGUGUACACAAUGCAAUAUUUCCGUCCACCCGUGACACUGCUUGAGAUGCUUUGAAGUGUCGC
Cladophialophora immunda is the source of this 2700-nucleotide messenger RNA. RefSeq names its product exodeoxyribonuclease III. Gene Ontology annotation, molecular function: phosphoric diester hydrolase activity; DNA binding; DNA-(apurinic or apyrimidinic site) endonuclease activity. Gene Ontology annotation, cellular component: nucleus. Bases 331 to 2145 code for a protein of 604 amino acids. Lineage: Eukaryota; Fungi; Ascomycota; Eurotiomycetes; Chaetothyriales; Herpotrichiellaceae. Gene Ontology annotation, biological process: base-excision repair. The transcript is spliced from 2 exons. The record is from RefSeq and is a predicted model, not a curated record.